AUGGGUGGGAAUGAACCUAAUUGUAUGAUCACAGAUCAGGAUCCAGCAAUGAAAAUUGCUAUUAGAAGUGUGUUUAAGAAGACUGAACAUCGGUUCUGUAUGUGGCACAUAAUGAAAAAGUUACCAGAUAAGGUGGAGAAAUCAAUCAUGCAAGAAGAAACUGGUUUCCUAAAAAAAUUAUGUGCUUGCGUUUGGCACCUUGAAAUUGAACCUGCUGAGUUUGAAGAAAGGUGGAACAAGGUGAUGAUUGAAUACCACUUGGAACAACAUGAAUGGUUAGGUUAUAUGUACAAGAUAAGAGACAAGUGGAUUCCGGCCUAUUUCAAAGAUGUGUUCCUUGGAGGAAUAAUGCGUACAACAUCAAGAUCCGAAAGUGAAAACAACUUUUUCUGCUCCUUUAUCAAUCCUCAUGUGUCACUUGUUGAGUUUUACUUGAGAUAUGAAGCUGCAAUUGAUGCCCAGAGACACACUCAAGAAGGUAAAGAUGAAGAUAUUCAAGACCUUGUGAUAAAUCUUCAAGGAAUAAGAAAGGAUUUGGAAGCAAAGAGGAUUGCAAGAAAUAAUGAAACAACAGCUGGAAGUGCAAAAAACAAAGAGCGAGACAUUGAGCUAUUGAUUGGAGCUAGUGUGCCAACUGAAAUAAUUGUCAAACCUCCAAAAGUUUCAAAGAAUAAAGGGACUGGAGUUCAUGUAUCAAAUGAAGAGACUUCAAAAAAGAAAGCGACUGAGAUUGAUGUGUCAAAUGUUGAAACAAGAGUCUUACAUCAUUCAAAGACUACUUAA
Chenopodium quinoa (quinoa) is the source of this 783-nucleotide messenger RNA. Its product is annotated as protein FAR-RED IMPAIRED RESPONSE 1-like. Gene Ontology annotation, biological process: regulation of DNA-templated transcription. Bases 1 to 783 code for a protein of 260 amino acids. The record is from RefSeq and is a predicted model, not a curated record. Lineage: Eukaryota; Viridiplantae; Streptophyta; Magnoliopsida; Caryophyllales; Amaranthaceae. The transcript has 3 exons.